AUCUACACGAGUAGCCAAUCAGAAAGCAGCGCGCCAAUCUUAAAAGUCGAGACAAAUAUUUCUAAUGUGACAUUUACCGGGAAGAAGUUGGUUUGGGUCGUCAGAGGUCGUCGAAAUGUCAGUGAAGCAAAUUUAUUACUCAGAGAAAUACUACGACGACGUAUUCGAGUACAGACAUGUCUUGUUGCCGAAGGAAAUAGCUAAGCUUGUCCCAAAACGGCAUCUUAUGUCAGAAACCGAAUGGCGAAGUCUUGGUGUUCAACAAUCUCAGGGUUGGGAACAUUACAUGAAACAUGAUCCUGAGCCUCACAUUUUGUUAUUUAGAAGAGAAAGGACGGAUCUGCACAAGAAUUAGAACACAAGAAUGCCAUUGUAGUAACUGUCAAUGGAAUGAAGCUGGAACAGUGUACUAAUGCUAACCUUUACA
Molecule: messenger RNA, 427 nt
Organism: Pocillopora verrucosa
Lineage: Eukaryota; Metazoa; Cnidaria; Anthozoa; Scleractinia; Pocilloporidae
Product: cyclin-dependent kinases regulatory subunit
Biological process (GO): regulation of mitotic cell cycle
Cellular component (GO): SCF ubiquitin ligase complex; cyclin-dependent protein kinase holoenzyme complex
Molecular function (GO): histone binding; cyclin-dependent protein serine/threonine kinase activator activity; protein kinase binding
Source: RefSeq, a predicted model, not a curated record